AUGGCCUUCAUCCAGAUGCUUAUCGCUGUCACAUCUCCCUACUGGGCCCCUGCCCAGCUCUGGAGAAUGGUCUUCUCAGAGGAUCUGGGCCACGGGCCUGGGUCUCCCAGCGCCUCAGAACAGCAGGCCUGUCUGGCCAGAGGGAAUCACGCGAAUGAGAAAAGCAAUGCUGCCUCCGUAUUGUCCGGUGGAGCAGGGGGCAUUGGAUGUGUGCGCGUGCUGGAGUCUGGGUGUGCAAAAAUCUUAGUGAGUCACCGAGUGGUUCUGCAUAUUAAUGAGCUCGCUGCCGCGAGGGCAGGAGCGGAUUUAAAAGAGGCCUGGGCAGGCGGAGGGAGGCUGUGCAGAGAGCGCGGAGCCGAACGCAGAGCGCAGCGCACAGCGACAGCCCCGAGGCACCCACCGACGGGGGCAGCGGGAGCCAGUCGAGCCGGGAGGCGCGCUACGGGCAGAGAGAGGCGACCCGGCGGCGUCUCCGGCCGCUGCACGGACGGGCGGGACGCCCUCCCCGAGUCCCUGCUCUCGCGCCGGGCCCCUCCGGCCAGCAUGAGGCUCCUGACGGCCGCGCUGCUCCUGCUGCUCCUGGCGCUGUGCGCCGCGCGCGUGGACGGGUCCAAAUGCAAGUGUUCCCGGAAGGGGCCCAAGAUCCGCUACAGCGACGUGAAGAAGCUGGAAAUGAAGCCAAAGUACCCGCACUGCGAGGAGAAGAUGGUUAUCAUCACCACCAAGAGUGUGUCCCGGUACCGGGGUCAGGAGCACUGCCUGCACCCCAAGCUGCAGAGCACCAAGCGCUUCAUCAAGUGGUACAACGCCUGGAACGAGAAGCGCAGAGUCUACGAAGAAUAGGGUGAAAAGUCCCUGAUGGGAAGACUUCGCACCAGUUGGGAGAUGAGCAAAGGACUUCGCAGAUAAAAAAAAAAACAAACCCUUUCUUUCUCGCAGGCAUAAGACACAAAUUAUAUAUUGUUACAAAGCACUUUUUACCAAGGGUCAGUUUUUACAUUUUAUAGCUGUGUGCAAAAGGCUUCCAGAUGUGAGACCCGUCUCUCUUGCGCUCCAGGCUUCAUCACAGGCUGCUUUUUACCGAAAAGGGGGAAAACUCAUGCCUUUCCUUUAUUAAAAAAAAAAUGUUUUUUGUAUUUGUCCAGA
Equus caballus (horse) is the source of this 1146-nucleotide messenger RNA. Lineage: Eukaryota; Metazoa; Chordata; Mammalia; Perissodactyla; Equidae. The record is from RefSeq and is a predicted model, not a curated record.